AUAUCAAAGUUUGUAAAUCGUCGUUGUAAAACAAGAAGAAGAAGAACCAUGACCUUUCACCCUCACACAUGAGGAAAAAAUGUCUACCUCCUUUCAAAGCGUAAUAAGGGCCGCGUUCCGCCUCUCACCUUCAAAUUUAUUUCCACUGCGACAAUGUCAGGGGAUAUCUGUAAGAACUUGUGCGGCUCUUCGGCCAUUUGCACCUCCAAGCCACUCUUUCUGCCAAGUGGUGACACUCCAGGAUGAGGCUGCGACUCAGGCUACCGAGGCACUCUCUCGCUACAAAGACAGGCCGUGGGAUUAUCUGGAGAGUGAAGAGUACAUAGAGCGGUAUGGAGCCAAUCCAGUGUGGGCAGGUUACAGGAGGAACCACAAGGGAGGUAUUCCCCCACAGAAGACUCGCAAGACCUGCAUCAGAGGAGACAAGAUAUGUGGAAACCCCUGUCCAAUAUGCCGAGAUUCAAAUGUUAUUAUUCAUCAUCAGAAUGUGAAGCUAUUGCAGCAGUUCAUCAGCCCCCACACUGGUAUGGUGUAUGAUCCCACUCGAACUGGUGUGUGCAUGAAACAGCAAAAGAAGCUGAGUGAAGCUAUCAACACUGCACGAGAUCAUGGCUUUCUUCCUUUUCAGAUUCCCUAUGUCGACUUUGCAGGUGAAGAUUACUCCAAUUGCCAUGAUGCUGUGGGUGUCACACCGCCUGCCCCUGCUUUAAAGUCUGGUGACGAAUGGUAUGAAUGGUACGGUGAAAUAACUCCGGAUGAGAACGAAGUGGCUAAAGUCAGGAAGACUUAUAAGGCUUAUCUAAAGCCAGGCAUAUGAUGCCACCAUUUCUAGAUGCUCUUUUUUUAUGUAUAUAGUCAAUUAAAUCCCCAUGUGUAUCUGUUAAAUUGUAUCAUGUACAUGAAUAUAUAUAAAAACAAUAAAACAAAGGUGGGAAAAAAAAAUC
Molecule: messenger RNA, 944 nt
Organism: Phyllopteryx taeniolatus (common seadragon)
Lineage: Eukaryota; Metazoa; Chordata; Actinopteri; Syngnathiformes; Syngnathidae
Gene: mrps18b
Product: mitochondrial ribosomal protein S18B
Exons: 7
Coding region: 80-817 (245 amino acids)
Biological process (GO): mitochondrial translation
Cellular component (GO): mitochondrion; ribosome
Molecular function (GO): structural constituent of ribosome
Source: RefSeq, a predicted model, not a curated record